Molecule: messenger RNA, 2259 nt
Organism: Cuculus canorus (common cuckoo)
Lineage: Eukaryota; Metazoa; Chordata; Aves; Cuculiformes; Cuculidae
Gene: TLCD3A
Product: TLC domain containing 3A
Exons: 5
Coding region: 473-1258 (261 amino acids)
Biological process (GO): lipid homeostasis
Cellular component (GO): endoplasmic reticulum; membrane
Source: RefSeq, a predicted model, not a curated record
GCGGGCUCGGGGGGCGGCGCGGCGGGGCGCGUCCCGGCGGCGGCGGCGGCGGCGGCGGGGCAGGACCCAGCCGAGCCGAACGGAGCCGAAGUGAACCGAACCGAGCCGAACGGAACCGAACAGAGCCGAGUCGUACCAAGCCGAACAGAACCGAGCCAAGCCGAAUUGAACGGAGCUGAACCGAGUAGAACCGAGCCGAACGGAGCCGUACCGAGCCGAAUAGAACCGAGCCGAGCCGAAUAGAACGGAGCUGAACAGAAUUGAACGGAGCCGAAGCGAGCCGAACGGAGGUGAACCGAGUAGAACGGAGCCGAACCGAAUAGGACAGAACCGAACCGAGACGGAUUGAACGGAGCUGAACCGAAUUGAACGGAGCCGUGCCGAGCCGAACGGAGCCGAGCGGACGCGAACGGAGCGGAACGGCGAGAGCGCGCCGGCUGGUGCCCGGCGGCGGGAGGCGGUAACCGUCCCCAUGUGGCGGACGCUGUCUCUCGCCUCCCUCUUCUUCCCGGGGCUCUUCGUCCUCUGCAUCCGGUUGCUGCGCGGCGCCGCCCCGGGAUGGAGCCUCAAGGACCGCAUCCUCCUCAGCGGCAGGUUGGUGUCAAUGGUCCAAGCUACGAUGGCAACGGCAUCCGGGAUCGUGGUUGUCCUUAACUGCAAGAACGUGGUGUACGACAGGCACUGGCUGGCCGUCGAGUACAUCUGGGUCCUCGUUCCCUACAUGACCUACGACAUCUACGUCAUGUACCUCUGCCACUGGCACAAGAGCCAGGAGAGAGGAGUGGCCGAGAAGAAGCACUCGCUGGCCAGCGUGCGGAGCUUCCUCCUGCAGGAGCGGCUGAUGGUGACCCACCACCUCUUUAUCCUCAUCGUGCUCACCCCCAUCACCCAGCACUUCAGGGGAGAGCUGGGGGACUUCUUCGUGGGCUGCAUCUUCAUAGCAGAGUUGAGCACGCCCUUCGUAUCGCUGGGCAAAAUCCUCAUGCAGCUCAAAAUGCAGGACACGCUCCUGCACAAGGUGAACGGGAUCCUCAUCUUGGUGACCUUCUUCCUCUGCCGUAUUCUCCUCUUCCCCUUCAUGUACGCGGCCUACGGCAGGCAGGUGGGAAUCCCUAUUUACAUGGUGCCUUUCCGCAUCCCCCUGCACUGCAACAUUGCCAACGCCUCCCUCAUCGCUCCCCAGCUCUACUGGUUCAGGCUCAUCUGCCGCAAAGCCGCGCGACUCUACGGCAGCUCACCCGCCGACAAAAGCAGAUAACGGCUCGCGGUGGCAGCCCAGCCAGGGCUGGAAAAGCAUCCGCCUCCCUGGCUCUUCCACCUUCAAUGCCAGCGCUGCAGGGACCAUCGCGGAAUUAGCGCUGUUUUAGCUGGAAGCAGCCUCGCCGUCUCCACUGCUGUGCCAGGCAGCGCCAGCCUGCGCUAGGAAGGCUUUCCUCCCACGCCGCUCCGCUGUCUUAUGUCCUCUCAGCUGUGGGAGCCAGUGCAGGAGCCAGCGAGGAGGAGGUUUGUCCAUAGGCACGACAUUCCUUCUGGGAUUCAACACUGCGGCACUGAACUAACGGUUAGAGGGGUUUGUUACAACCCUCUGGUGACCAGACACCAGCUCCAAGCACGGUGUGAAGGAGCCUGCAGCCCGGAGGCGAUGCUGGAGCGUGCCAAGCCCCACGCAGCGGCUUUGGGGACUGUGGGAGCCGUGUGGUGGACCUGCCGCAUCCUCAACUCACUCCUCCAGCUCUGGUUUACCACCUCCAGCUGAGAGCAGAGCCGGGCCCGUGGCAUUGUUCUGCACAGCCCGUUCCUGACCUUUCCCGAUGUCACCUCUACACUACAGCCGCCGUCAGCCUCUCGCCUCCCACAGACUCAUUUAAGAUUCCACUUAACUCAAAGGUGCUUUUCACUCCGACUGUCUGAUAUCUGUGGCUGGCAGUCCUGGGGUAGCGGGGCUCCGGUGUCCUCAGGAGGCUGGAGGGAGAGAAGCUUGCACCAGGAUCGAGGAAUGGUCGUGCUGUCUCAAGAGCAAUGCUGGUAGGGCACAGCACCCGUGGCUGAAGGGCAGGAUGGGGACAGGAGCCUGCCAAGCCCUCAUCUCACCAGCACAGAGCCCUUCGUCAGCAGGGGAUGCAACUUUCAACCCUCUUCCCUAAUGGCAGUUGCUUUUCUCUGCCCUGUGUCCCCGCAGUGGAUAUUCUAAAUCACCGAACACGCUCUGCCUCCAGCCACCCCCGGCAGCCCCGGUGGCACCCAGUGCGUACCAGUACA